This is a messenger RNA of Pecten maximus, 3535 nucleotides long. RefSeq lists its product as uncharacterized. The transcript is spliced from 5 exons. The coding region runs from base 94 to 933 and encodes 279 amino acids. The record is from RefSeq and is a predicted model, not a curated record. Lineage: Eukaryota; Metazoa; Mollusca; Bivalvia; Pectinida; Pectinidae.
UUUCCAGUGGAGACGAUUGUUCAAUCGGUCACGCUGCAGGGUCGACAUAAUUACGAUCCGAGGGUGGUAAAGUCCUACUAUUUACUGUACAGCAUGGAUGGUGUCACGUGGACAACAGCGAUGUCACAAGAUGGAUCACCAAAGUUGUUUGCUGGAAAUGUUGAUCCUCAUACUCCAGUGACGUCCUACGUAACACCAAACAUCACUGCUCUACACGUUCGUAUAAACCCACAGUCAUGGUACCUGCACAUUUUUGUUAGGUUCGACGUUGGUGGUUGUCAGAUCCGGAAACUGAACGAUAAACAAAGCAGGUUUGCUAGGAAGUCAGUGAAGCUCAACGAAGAAAUGAUAAAUUCAAACGUCGUUAUGCCAGCGAAGAUAAUGACGUCGAUGAAAGAUUGUUCAAUGGCAUGUCGUCAUCACAAAUCAUGCAUGGCCUUCACCUAUCAGGCUACAGACGGAAUACAAUGGUGUACAGGCUACAACGCAUGGAAUGUAGUGCCAGCGAAGAUUUCCAUCCAGGAAGCUGUAUUCGUUAGCCAAGAAAUCCUCGAUGCCUAUGGCUAUAAAGAAGAACAGGGCAUGACCAUGUCAUACAAUGUCCUUGAGGUUAGGGCGACACGAGCAGAUGCAACAGCUACAUGUGCAGCACAGGGCACACGGUUGAUCAUGGUCGACACUACAUCCAAACUGACAAGGCUGCAGAACUACAUCGAUGGUAAACGUGUACUAAAGAACAACUACGGAAUGUUCGUCUCCGGAAAUUACAACUCCGGGAUAUGGCUGUAUGAUAGCGAAGGGACUGAGAUAGACAGCGCCCUCUGGUCUCCCGCAAACCCCGACCCCAGUCAAGGUCACUGUGUGAUGUUGACACUGACUGGCCUAGCCAGUGUCGAUUGUGGACAGAAACAACUUGCAAUCUGCGGGUAUUAAAGACGACGACUUUGAAAUCAUUUAGAUAUUUGGUGUUAAUGUGCAUAUUUGGUAUCAUUUAAUUUGAAAAGAAAGCUAAAAAAUAAUUUGGUAAAUUUAGAGAUAAAUGUAUGAAACUUAUAUGUCACUAUGAUACGAAAUGGAAUCAUUUUUAGGGAAAUUUCAAUGACAUAUUUUAACCCGAUGCGGCGAUUGGUGUAUUCAGAGAGGUGGAUAAUACGUUGACUUACAUUGGCAUGGAUGUUAUCUUCAAGAUAAUGCAAGUGUAGUCAUCAAUUGUAAAUGCACAAUAAAGACUUCAAUCAGUAAUCCUAUCAUCUGUGGCCACCGUCCAUAACAGACCUUAAUGUGUUAAUAUGACAUAAAACAAAACAAUGCCAGAGCGAGUAAAAAUGAUUAUAUCGAUUGAAGGGAUGAAUCCAAUAUUAGGGAUCAAAUACAUAAGAGAGGCAACUCUUUAAAACGCUGGUGUCUCAGUUUACGACAAUGGAUUCGAAGUUCAACUUACAUUUCGUAUCCUUGAUGAAGGGGAUUUCAGUUUACGACAAUGGAUUAGAAGUUCGUUUUACAUUUCGCAUCCUCUAUGAAUCGGUUUUCAGUUUACGAAAAUGGAUUAGAAGUCCAAUAUACCUUUCGUAUCCUUGAUGAAGGGCAUUUCAGUUUUCGACAAUGGAUGAGAAGUUCGAUUUACAUUUCGUAUCCUUGAUGAAGGGGAUUUCAUAUUUCAUAAAUAAUAUCUGUGACAUUUCCUUGAAAGCGACGCUUAAAACAGUUUUGAGAUGACUCAAAUCUUUUCAACUUUUGUGAUUUUUUAAACAAAUUCAUAAAUACAAGAACAGUCGAUCUACAGUCAACCUAAGAUUUUUAACCUUUAUGUGUUAAUCAAACUUAUAUUCCUCGGACUUGAUGUUAUCUAUCAUUCCACUGGAUAGUUACCUAAAGCAGGGUUCUGAUCAGACUCUUUUUCGUUACUGCAAUGUAUCACAAAUCGAUUGUUCUACAACAAUACCACAUUAGACUGCCAUAUUCUGAUUUUAAACCAUUGAUUAUGAACUGAAUUAAACUGAUCUGGCCAGAAUAUUGGUUCCGAACGGUAAACCAACGCGGAGAAGAACUUUUAGGUUCAAUCACUUCUGUUUUACAGCCUUCAUUUGCUGACUACUUGUUUCAGUUAAAUGCUUAAUAACUAAACUAGCUAUGGCUAGUGCAGAUGUAAGGAAAUGGACUUUUGGCCAAUGUCUGUCGAUAUCUGAGGGGCAUGUAGUUUAUAUGACAUGUUCAUAAUAAUCAAAUAAUUACUGUAAUUGUAUAAUAGGAAUGAGUAAUCUCCCUUUAACUAUUGUAUUAUAACGUUUUCAUUUUUAAAUUAAUAUCUGUGAUUUACUAAAUGUCCAACUAUUACUUUAGCCACCGUCGGAGAGAAUUUGUUAUUCAAUUCCAUUGACUGUAAUCAUCUUUGUAAAUAAAAUUUAUUGAAAUGAAAUGAAAAGAACUAUACAAUAAAAUGUGUUUUGUAACCAAUUGAUAUCAGUGAUUUAUCUUUUACCUUUUACCGUGUAGUUCAGAGUUUAAUGUGCUUACUUUCUGUGUGUCCUUUUAAUCUAGUGUAAUUUGGCCCCAUAUGUCUCAAAUUGUAGAAGGACCGUGAAACAGUACAAUUUCUAACAACCUAGUCCUGAUGACAUUAAAACAAGAGGUCAGAGAGGCUUUUAUUUCACUUUAGUUUGAUGAGGCAUUGGUUUCCAAAAUGAUAUUUUACUUCAAUUUUAUUCUCGUGCAUUUAAAUUAUAUUUUACUAUGUUGUUGUGUGAUGCCUUUGUGGUCUUCUUUCAUUUUAUUCAUAAUUAACAUUUAUUAUGAGUAAAAAGUCAGAUUAUAAGCGGUGAUAUCGAAUGGCCACUGAAUGUUCAAUUUUUUUUCUAUUCAUAUUUUACAUGUUUAUUUGUGUAGCAAAAUAAAUGAACACUUUUGCUCCUGGUAUCAUUGACAAAGCAACUGUAUAUUGCUACCUUAUAUAUAUAUUACCAUAUAUGGAAUUCUUUAUUAAUGUCAUACGUAAUAGUGCGACUCAUUGGUGUUUUGUAAAAUCCUAUCACGUGGAAUUUACGACACAGAAAUACGUUGAGGAAAAAUAUUAACAAUAAUUUACACGAUUUUUUGCUAUUUUUUUUAUUUUAUGAAACAGAUGAGAAGUAAUGAGUGAUAUCAAAUGGCCCUAUAAGAUUAUGUGAUUCUUAUAUGAUAUCCAAUAUCAAAUAUUACAAUUUUAUAAGAUUUUAUGUCAAUCUAGUGUGUUUUUCCCCACUCCCCUCCUAGGUAUCAAAAUUUUAGGCCCUUACAUCACUGAUGAGACUUAAGUUUUUAUCUCCUGUGUCAAAGUUUGUAUUUGUAUUAUGAAAUAGUUUUAUCUACUAUGUCUUACUUUGUUUAUGGAUUGUGUCUAUCUUUGUAUUUGUAAUGAAAGAUAUUUUAUCUACUGUGUCUAAAUUUGUAUUUGUAAUGAAAGGUAUUUUAUCUACUGUGUCUAACUUUGUAUUUGUAAUGAAAGGUAUUUUAUCUACUGUGUCUAACUUUGUAUUUGUAAUAAAAGGUAUUUUAUCUA